CAGCAGGCAUUUGGAUGUCCAAGGCCCUGCCUUUGCAUAGUGGCCAUGUCCGAAGGGGAGAGCAAGGACAGCUCGGGCAGCGAGUGCCCCGUGUGCUACGAGAAGCUCCGCGACCUGGACGGCGCCAGCCGCACGCUGAGCUGCGGCCACGUGUUCUGCCACGACUGCCUGGUCAAGUACCUGCUCUCGAGCCGCGUGGACGGCCAGGUGCCGAGGACCAUCGUCUGCCCCAUCUGCCGCUAUGUCACCUUCCUCAGCAAGAAGAGCUCCCGCUGGCCCUCGGUGCUGGACCGCGGCUCGCAGACCCUGGCCGUGCCCGUGGGCCCGCCCGACGCCCUGGGCCACACGAACCCCCUGGCCGCCGUCCAGCAGGUGUGGAGGCCGGCCCCGAGCCAGGGCGCCCCGCUCCCCUUGGACCUGCCGCCCGGCCUGGCCCGGGAGCCACAGAUCUUCAUCAUCAGCCGCCACGGAAUGCCCCUGGGGGAGCAGGACAGCGUGCUGCCCCGGCGCAGCCUGGCCGGGCUGUCCGAGGCCUCGCCGGCCCCCAGCUCGGGCCGGGCCUUCUGCUGCCGCUCGCGGGCCCUGCUGCUCAUCACUCUCAUCGCCGUGGUGGCCGUGGUGGCCGCCAUCCUGCCCUGGGUGCUGCUGGUGAGGAAGCAGGCCUGAGCGCCGCCCUGCGCUGAGCUGGGGGGGGGGAGGGGGAUGAGGCCCGGGGCCAGCGGC
Messenger RNA from Neomonachus schauinslandi (Hawaiian monk seal), 723 nucleotides. It is a transcript of the gene RNF222, whose product is annotated as ring finger protein 222. Bases 46 to 666 code for a protein of 206 amino acids. The transcript is spliced from 2 exons. Lineage: Eukaryota; Metazoa; Chordata; Mammalia; Carnivora; Phocidae. The record is from RefSeq and is a predicted model, not a curated record.